Messenger RNA from Coniophora puteana RWD-64-598 SS2, 1266 nucleotides. RefSeq lists its product as uncharacterized. Bases 1 to 1266 code for a protein of 421 amino acids. Lineage: Eukaryota; Fungi; Basidiomycota; Agaricomycetes; Boletales; Coniophoraceae. The transcript has 3 exons. The record is from RefSeq and is a predicted model, not a curated record.
AUGGCUGGCUUCUUACAUGAUACCCGCUCGACGUCUCUCGACCUCACUUGGAAAAGUCCCAAGCAUAACCACAGCUACUUGGCUGGGCACGUGUUUCAGGCGGAAUGGACAGCCAAGAAGUCCCUUGUCUCCCCAUCGUUUCGCCUUUGUGUACAGAGCGAUAAUGAUUCAGACGACUCGAAUUCGAGGAGGUCCCAAGGCGAUGACGACGAUUGCGGAGACUCUGUUUGGCCGUCUGUUGAGCAUGACGGAGAUUCUUAUACGGCUUCGCUUAUGGCCCCCAACAUCACUGAAGACCAAUUGGAGAUGUACUUGCAAUUGCGUGAUGACUUUGGGAAAGAGGCAACUUCUCCGCUUUUCACACUGAGCUCUGCUGCUCCGGCGAGUUCGGACGCAUCAACGGAUAGUGGAAGUAACAGCACGUCUCUAGAAAACCCAUCCUCCAAUAGCCCGACAUCCAAGCCAUCCAGCUCUGCCAAGAAAACGGGACAACCUUCACCGAAACAUUCCGCCACCAACUCGGAGGUGUCUGACGACAAAGCCGACCCUUCCUCAUCCUCACCUACUGUGGCUUCCGACAACGAAACCGCGGAUUUGCCAGUUUCUUCACCCACCUCGCCCGCGUCUGACUCCUCUGGUCAACCUGAUUCUGACGCCCUCAGCCCUGCACUGGCACCAACUUCCUCCCCCGAUUCUUCAAUACCGCUCGAUGACAGCCCGCAAUCAAUCCUCACCAAACCAUCUGCCUCCUCCGUCGCCAUCCUCGCGGUCCCACUCUCCCUCCUCGGCCUCAUCCUAGUUGCAUCAUCGAUCCUGGCAUGCCACCACCACCGCAGCAUGGUCCGCGCGCGCAACGCAGAUCGCGACCGGCUCGAGCGGAGCGCGAGCUUCGUCGCCGCCACUGCCGCACUGAAGACGCACGAGUCGCUCCGGGCCGCGCGGAUCGAGGUGCCAAGGCGAGUCGAGAAGCGAAUGGAGCUCGACGACAUCGUCAGUCUCUACGAGUACGAGCACGACGAGCCUCCGGCACGGUGGGUACACCCGGACGCGUUGGGCAUCUAUCAUCCGACGUGGGGUGCGCCGGGCGUCAAAGAGGGUAGGGUUGAGAAGGAGAGGGAGGUGUUCGACGAUGUCCCGCUCACGCCGCGGCUGCCGCGCAGCAAUGGUUUUGCAGCUGGUCUCGCAGAACUUGCGAGGCAUGAUUCACCGCUGCCACCGCCUCCGGCGCUUAUACCUGGGGUGCUCGUUCGGCCAAGGCCAAGAUGA